Dreissena polymorpha is the source of this 2393-nucleotide messenger RNA. RefSeq lists its product as uncharacterized. The transcript is spliced from 8 exons. Lineage: Eukaryota; Metazoa; Mollusca; Bivalvia; Myida; Dreissenidae. The coding region runs from base 135 to 935 and encodes 266 amino acids. The record is from RefSeq and is a predicted model, not a curated record.
AGUGUGUGCGCAUAUCCGAACAAUUAAAAACGCCUUCUUCUCAGCCAUAAUUUAGCUAUAAAAACAAGAAAGCGACAUUGGAUUGUGUCAUCGACUGCAGAGAACUUCUUGUUUAUAAGUCGAACACACCAGAAAUGUCUCCCGUGUUUUAUUUCGCUCUUCUCGUCGGUGUUGUUUUCCUAGCAACGCGUGACGUCAAUUGCAUCACGAACAAGGACUUUGUCGAGUUAGCUAUCAAAUAUGGCGCUGAAGUUCAUUCCGAAGACUACGUGUAUGACGUCACCCAGAAGGAUGAUGACGUUAUCUUUCUCCCAGGGGACCAGGAUGACGAGCUUGACGUCAAUGUCUUGAUUGAAAAGUUUGGAAUCACGAUCUCCGAGGAUGGCUCAAACGUUUACGUGAAAAGUCUAGGUGCAUCGUGUAAUUGCGCAAACAACGCCUGUAGCUGUUGCGCGUCGCAAACUUUCAACCUUUGGUGGAAGAGAUUCACAUUCUCGGGAUGCAUCCGCCUUGCCUACUUGCCCGCUGCAACUGGAUUCCGUCUGACAAUCGAGUUAAAUGGAAGAGAAAUUUACAGACACGAGAUAUCGCUUAACCACCCACCAGCGCUGUGUUUCCCCAUUCCCGGAAUUCCGAUUGCUAAGGUUUGCAUCCAGCUCUACAACAUCAACCUUGGGCGGAAAAGUCUCUGUGCUAAAAUUGUCGGAAGAGUUAAUCUCUGGUUGAAGACAUUCAGCGUCGACGUCCAUCUCGGAUGUUUCCGUAUUCCGUUUCUUGCCAAAUCACACUUUGCCCAGCUGGCAGAAAUUGCGAACUCUCAGAAGUUGACCUUUGCGCCCAAGGGUAACCGGCCAUCUCAGAACGAUGACUAUGCAGAGUUGACUUACCUUUCGGAGCUGCUCCGAAUUCCACGAGGAAUGGACAAAGACUAUUAAAUCCUCACCCGAGACAACCCAACGAAAACAAGACAGAGUAGAGAGGUUGAUUCCUUAUGUUAAAACAUAUGAAUAUAUUUGUAUCAAGUUUACGCAUGGUAAUUGCAUAUUCAUUCUAUAUACAAAAUGAAAUGUGUUUCGCUGUUUUGUUGACAACAUGUUAACCAGUGUUUCCAGUUUUAAUGCGUGUAUGUUAAGUUGUAAAAGUUGUAUGUUUCCACAAAUUCGACCGACCUUAAUUUGUGUGCCGACAGAAUGAGUAUUUUAGGUCAGAGCUUUCGAUCAUGUUUGCAACAUUCCUUGAUAUUCGCAAAACACAAUUUUUAAAUGUGAAAAACGUGUUUAUAGCAAAAAAGUAAAAGAAAAUAGGUUCGGCCGACCUUACUUCUCUGUCUUUGUAGAUUCUAGUGGAAACAAACUCUUAAUUUUUCUCGCCUAACGUACAUGGACUUAUUAAGUGGAGCAUCUUUAGUUACAUCAAACGUAUUUCAAAACUCUGUAAACAAAAUCCAAUGAAAAUAACAGCGUCAAAUCCCUAACUUCCAGAAACAGCGUAAGUUUUAUAUUUUAUUCCAUGGACGCAAUCCGAAUAUAUUCUCAUUUAGACAUGUUGGUCAGAAACCCGACGAAAUUUCAGUUGGUAAAUUCCAGAAACAUCUAAAGUCUAACACACAUUUUGUUCAUAAAAUGUAUGCCUUAAGAAACAAUUGUAACAUUGAGACCAGGGGCACACCCCACCUAAAAAAAAUCUUAUGUUUUGCAAAAUAUGUUCGAUCCGAGUGUUUCCAUAUAGAUGCGCUAUCAGUUUAUGUAAAAAUAUUUUACGUACUUUUUCGGGGUUUUGUUUUCGUUUUAUCGCGCAUAAACAGUAAGAAAACAGUUCUGUUGGAUAUAGUAUGUUAUUGAUUUUAGAGAUUUUCUCACCUUUUUACCACAAACCUAUGUACUGUACUGUUCUAUGAUCUAUAUCUUUCUGAUUUAUGUCUUAUUAAAAUGUCAAAAUAUGUUACAAGACCGGCGAAACUAUUGAAAAAAUAUAGGAGUACGCGUUUUUUAUAUACCUUUUAAUAAUUACAAAAGAAAUAGGUAAUUAAUAUAAGAUUCGCAAGUUGAAAUAAAAUUACUAAAAUGAAAUACUGAGCGUUUUCCUGUAAACAAGUUUCUUAAAAAAAUAAGGUAACGCUUGAUUGUUAGCAAACAACUAAUAUACAUGUUUACUUAGUAUAUACAUGUGCCAUUUAUUGAGAGCAUUUGGAAGACGAUAUACCAAUGAAUUAACUACUAACCAAUUAAGUUGUGUUGGUGCAUAUAAAUCAAGCGUCUUCCACAAAUUCAAUAAUACGUUAUUUGUUUCGUACAUCAUUUUGUAUGCCGUGAUCCGUACUGCACUGUGUUAUGAUUAAAAAGAUACUGUAACAUAUUAAGACGAAAUAUAAUAAACUUUUGCAUCAUCUGAAA